Rubroshorea leprosula is the source of this 5003-nucleotide messenger RNA. The record is from the annotation of a GenBank genome assembly. Lineage: Eukaryota; Viridiplantae; Streptophyta; Magnoliopsida; Malvales; Dipterocarpaceae.
AUUACAUUAAAAGUUCAAUAAGUUAAAAAUCAAUUGCACAAUGGAGUGGGAAUUGACACCAGUCCAUGAAAUUGAACUUAGCACAGGUAGAGUUUCCUUUGAUCCAGCAGAAAGUUCUAGAUUGAAUUAAGUCAAUCAAUCUGUUUUCAUUCCAAGGCUGUUUUUCAAAAAUAAUACCAUUUCUGCUUACCCAAAUGGACCAAGCAGCUGUUGAGAUUGUGAGGUUCCAGCUCCUUCUUGCUUUCUUGGGGACCUGUAGAGAGAUGAGAGAGAAACAUAGAGAGAGAGGACCUUUUUUUCCUUACAACCCGAACCACCAGCCUAAGACGAAGGUCCCCCCUCCGCCGGAGGCUGGUGAGCAACCUGAGUGGCAUCUAGGGAAGGUGGAGUGGUUUAAAAGGGACAAAGGAGGACUGAGCAAAGGACUACUAAAGCAGACCACUUCGUUCUUUAUCGCAAACUUCCCAGAGGAAUGGAAGCAAAAGGAUAUGUGGAAAGAAUUCAAGAAAUAUGGUAGAGUUAUCCAGAUCUAUAUUGCAAAUAAGAAUGACAAAUGGGGUAGAAAAUUUGGGUUUGUUCGAUUCUUGAACAUUAGAAAUCCAAGAGAGAUGGAGUUGAACCUGAGCAAAAUACAGGUGGGUGACAGGAGACUUCAAGCAAAUCUAGCAAUGUACAAUGAGGAAAAUGGUGAUCUAGGAAUGAAGAAAAGGGAGAGCAAGACUAAUGCAUGCCCUUCCAAGCAAGUUGAAGCCACCGUUGGAACAAAAUCGUAUGCUGAUGCAGUAAGGAGUAAUGAGGAGGCGUCAAAAGGAAAAGGAGUACAGGGGAAGAGAUGGACUCCAGAGAAGAACAGUAGAGUGAAUGAAGAGAGGGGUGAGACGGAAGAGGUAUGGGAGUGCCAUCCAAGUGCAGAAAAUGAAGAAUGGUUGAAGAACUGUCUUGUAAGGCAGAUUCAAAGGCCAAAAAUGAUUACAGAGCUUAAAGACAAAAUUAUGAUCGAAGGAUUCUUCUCAAUAAACAUCACUCCAAUGGGGGGAAACAUGGUGCUAAUACACAGUGAGGAUGAAGAGGAGAUAUCGAAGUUUAACAAAGAGGGCAGUGGGUGGACAGGAGAAUGGCUCAGUGAUAUUAGACCUUGGAGCCUAAAGGAGGUGGCAAAAGAAAGAUACACAUGGCUCCAGUGCUACGGCAUGCCUUUGAAUAUAUGGAAUGAAGAGUUUUUUAAAAGAAGGAACAAUCUAGAAUCUCAAGGGGAGCAAAGGAGCAAAAAGCAAACAGAAGCUCAGAAGAGAGUGCAUCGGACGAAGCGGACAGAAGUGAGGAAGAUUGAGAUGAAGCGAAGAAAGUUGAGGAAGAGCAAAGGAGGUCGAAAAAGGAAAGAAAAAAGAAAGAUGAAACAGAUAGUGGCAGAAGGCAUGGAAGUGGGUUUAGAAAAAUCCAAAGAAGGAGAUGCUUUAAUGGAGAACAGAGCUGAAGUUUCUCAAAGAGGGAUCUCCAUUUCAGUAAGUGACAUCAACAAUUGUAAUAGGAGGUUUAUGCUGAGAUCGUGGGAAGAAGAGGCAAGUGAACUAUGGGCAGUGGGAAAAAAUUUGCGUUUGGUUAGAAGGGGAGGAAGGGGGAAGAAAAGAGAAAUAAGGGAGAUGUUAGCAAAGGAGAAUUUUGAUGUGGUGUUCAUACAAGAAACUAAGAUGGACUCAAUUGAUGUGAGGACGAGCAGAGCAAUUUGGGGUGUAAGGGAUUUUGAGUGGGUGAUGAAACCGACAAUAGGUCAGUGGGGGAGCGAAGAGGUACCCUGUUUAUUUAGUAAUGUAUAUGCACCAUGUGACAAGCAAGAAAGAAGACGACUAUGGGCAGAAUUGCAGGCUACGUUGAGCAAUUACAAUGACAGAUGGUGGUGCAUUGGAGGGGACUUUAAUGCUAUAAGAAGUGUAGAAGAGAAACAGGGGAAAUAUAUUGAUUUCGGCAGUAUGGAUGCUUUUAAUAAUUUUAUUUCAAGCAAUGAGCUAGUUGAUUUACCAAUGAAAGGUAGGAAGUACACAUGGUAUAGAAGUCAUGGCAAGGCUAGGAGCAGACUAGACAGAUUUCUGGUCUCUGAUCAUUUCUUGCAAAGCUUCCAGAAUGUGGUUCAAUGGGGAUUGGGUCGAUCCUUGUCAGACCAUUGCCCAAUAAUGUUGCAAUCAAAAGUCGAGGACUGGGGUCCGAAGCCUUUCAGAACUAUCGAUAGUUGGCUGACACAUUCGGGCUUUGAACAAUUUGUAAAGGAAAAAUGGAACAGCUUUGAAGUUAGAGGAUGGGGUGGAUUCAGGCUUAAGGAGAAACUAAAAAUGCUAAAGAAAGAUUUGAGAAUCUGGAAUAAGGAGGUGUUUGGUGUAAUUGAAACCAGAAUUGAGGAAGCAAAGGAGGCAAUUAAACUAAUUGAUGAGAAGAAUGAUAUGGGGCAAAUUAGUGAAUUGGAAAAGAAUGAAAGGGCAUCCAAUUUUAGACAAUUGCAAGAAUGGGUGGACAAAAAGAGUAAUCUAUUGUAUCAAAAAGCAAGGCUGAGAUGGCUAAAGGAGAGGGAUGCAAAUAGCAAAUACUUCCACUCUUGUGUGGCACGACGAAAGAGCCAAAAUAGCUUGGGCGGGAUAGUCCAGAACGGCAGAUGGAUUGAUGAUGUUCAAGAGGUGAAAACAACAGUGAAAGAUUUCUUCAGAGAAAAGUUUCGAGAAGAUAGAUGGGACAGACCAGUAUUGGAAAGUAUAAAUUUUAACAUGAUUAGUGAUGAAGAGAAUGCUAUGUUGGUUGCAGAAUUUGGUGAGGAGGAGAUAAAAGAGGCAGUGUGGAAUUGUGGAGGUAGUAAAAGCCCCGGCCCAGAUGGUUUCAAUUUCAAUUUCAUUAAAAGGAUGUGGAGUACACUGAAAGAGGAUAUAUGUGAUUUUUUUAGAGAAUUCCACAGGAAUGGGAAACUUGUCAAAGGAAGCAACACAUCGUUCAUAGUGCUAGUUCCAAAAAAGACCAACCUACAAGUGUUGCAUGAUAUGAAGAAGAGCAAUGAGGCGAGAUUAAUUUUCAAAGCUGAUUUUGAAAAGGCGUAUGAUAAUGUGGAAUGGGGCUUCCUUGAUUAUAUGAUGGACAAGUUGGGUUUUAAUGUGAAAUGGAGGAUCUGGAUGAAAGAAUGUGUAUCAACGGCAACAGUGUCUAUUCUUAUAAAUGAAGCUCUAAGUGGCCUAAUGAGAAAAGCUGAAGAUAAGGAAUUCAGGUGGGCAAAGGUGAAUUUUGAUAAGAGCUGGCUUUACGGAAUGAACAUAGAUGGUGAUUUUCUCGGUGUAAUGGCAUUAAUCAUGAAUUGCUCAGUGGGGUGCAUCCCAUUUAAGUACCUAGGGGUCCCGAUAGGAGCAAACCCAAACAGAAUCUCGACAUGGCGCCCGGUGAUUGAGUGCAUGAGAAGAAGAUUGGAAAUUUGGGGGGGAUGGGCAUUAUCUUUCGGAGGUAGAAUAGCCCUUCUCAAGGUGAACAAGAAGGGAUCAGCAUGGUGGAGAGGGGUGUGGAAGCUAGAUAGAUUAGAUAGUUCGAACAAUGGAUGGUUAAAGGAUGGGUGUGUUAGAACGAUAGGGGAUGGCAAGGAGACACUAUUUUGGCAAGAUGUGUGGAUAGAAGGAGUGAGCCUAAAAGAGAGGUUCCCAAGAUUAUUCUCUUUAGCUACAAACAAAAGUGAUUCAAUAGCUGAAGUAAAAGGUGACAGUGAAAGAGUAGGAGAAUGGCAGUGGAGUUGGCGUAGGAACCUUUUUGUAUGGGAACAUAAUUUAUUGCAGGAAUUAACAGGAAUUUUGAGCCAGGUUCAUCUGAAGCAAGGGCAAGAGGACCACUGGACAUGGAGAUGGGAAAGCACAAGGAAUUAUUCAAUAAGGUCAGCUUACCACCAGAUCACCCAAUCCCAACGCGCACAAGACAAUGGCUAUCUUAACCAGAUUUGGAAGGCUAAAGCACCACUAAAGGUUGCAGCACUAGCAUGGAGAGCUUUCGUCGAUAGAUUACCAACAAAGAUCAACUUGGCAAAAAGAGGAAUAAUCAUCGACAAGGCAAAAAUUAUGUGCAGCUGCACAGGUGAAUGUAAAAAGCCACUACGAGCAGCACAUGGGACUUAUUCAAAAAAAGGAGUUGAAGGAAGCAUGGAGGGUAAUCUAGCUGACAACAAUUUGGACAUUAUGGGUAAGGACAACAAAAUUUCACAGAUGGGAAGCUGGAUUAAUGGCACAUGGAAUUGGAAUCUGCAAUGGAGAAGGAGAUUGUAUAGCUGGGAAGAACAAGAAGCGGCAGAGGUUAUGAAGGAAAUCCAGGACACUACAAUUACAAGAGGAAAAGAUGAUGUGUGGGAAUGGAUCCAUACCAAGGACGGGGGAUACUCUACAAGAUCAGCCUACCAAGCUCUAGCAGGGGCGCACGGGAUGGAACAUCAAGGAGUGGUUCUCCAAAAUGUCUGGAACUCACUAGUACCAAAUAAAAUGUCAAUUUUGGGUGAAAUAGAGGGGACAAGUCACCUCUUCAUUCACUGUGAAGUUGCUUACAACCUUGGGAACGCAUGCUUGAAAUGGUGGGAGAUAAGUGCUACGCUAGACAAAGAAUGUUGGAAAGUGUUUCAACAACACUCUAGCGUUCUUAAAAAUGAUGGGAAAAAGGAGAGCUGGGGAUGCAUCUUGUUUGCCAUUAUAUGGACAAUAUGGUUAGCUAGAAAUAUGAGGAUUUUUAAAGGAAAGGACGCAGAUGUGAGCAGAUUACUAGAGCUGGUCCAGUUAAGAGUUUUCAACUGGAUUAAAUGCAGAAAGAAAGGCUGUUCUUUUUCCUUGACAGAUUGGUUCUAGAAUCCUAUGGCCUGCUUAAAGAGUACUCACAACAGGAAGAAGAUUAAAGAAAAAGUAGGCGCCAGAUUAAAUAGCUGAACACAUAGGAAAAGAUCUCUUAUUUUCGAAGGGUUAAUGUAAUUUUGGGGGAUCAAUGCUGGACAAGCAUAAAUUUGUGUAACAGGU